Messenger RNA from Symbiodinium natans, 1602 nucleotides. Lineage: Eukaryota; Dinophyceae; Suessiales; Symbiodiniaceae. The record is from the annotation of a GenBank genome assembly.
AUGGCAAAGGGGAGUCGCUGGCCAGAAGCAAAAUCAAAAGGUUCCGGCAAGGGGAAGGGCAAGCCUCCAGACAACUACAAAACGGAGCUGUGCAGAUUUUUCGAGCGCGGUCUCUGUGAGAAAGGGAAAGCGUGUCCCUUUGCGCACGGCAAAGAAGAGCUGCGCCCGUCCACUCUAUCAGAGAACAUCACGGCGAACAAGCAGAAAGAUGCUGAGGUGAUGUCAUGGCUGAAGGAGCGAAGAGAACAGGAAGGGCAUGCUGGCGAAGAGUUUGAGCACCAUUGGAAAGCCUGGUGCAAGAUUCAUGGCUUGAAGGACUUGACGAAAGCGGCUCGUUUGAAAAGCAUCCACGAUUUCCGAGCGGAGAUGGAGUCCCAGGUCUCGACGGGCUCGGAAGGGCAGCCUAGGGAGCCUGGUGGCCCCUCAGCAGACGCGGUUUGCCCACAGGGCCAUCGGCUGAAAGUCAGCCAUGCUGCAGACGAGUACGAGUGUGACGGCUGUGGUGCCGACAUUCGCCCUGGGUCGACAUUUUCCGAUUGCCGGGGAUGCGACUACAGCCUGUGCGAGGCUUGUUCCAAGACGGCAGCAAGCGAAGAGCGACCUGUCAAGUGUGCUGCUGGACCAGCUGCCGAAGCGCCAGCGCUGGAACCCGCAGUGAGACGUGCGACAGACGCAGUGAGACAUGCGACAGAUGAGCGGCCAGACGGCGUAAACUUUGUGUGGGCGUCCAGCAUUGAGGCGAUACGCUUCAAGCUCAAGAACGCAAUUGAGGAUGGAUUGAAGCUGGCCGAUCUGAUCGGCUCCACUUCACAGCAGUCUCCCCUCCAGUGUCCUGAGUUGGUUCGACAAUGCGAGGGCCGAUGCGCCAGUUUCAUAGGCCAUUUCCUCUUCCCGGAAGCAUUGCCCAUUGUGGUUCAGACGUGCCUGAGUGAGCAGAAUUUAGCUGGAGUUUGCCGAGCACUGCAGCUAGAAUCGCUCUUGCAACUCGAGCCGGACGCGGAGCCUGCGGAGCUGGCUGCUCGUGCAACCGUUGCCUCAUCGCUUUUUCUGGCUUUGUUUCGAGCUGCUCGAAGAUCUCCAGACAAUGCCUGUUUGCUCGUCGCCGUUGAAGCCAUGCUCGACUUUGUUUGCCUCAUUGGCACCAGUCAUUUCGUUGCCAUGGGCGUGAUGAGUGAUAUGAGUGCUGAUGCUGCUGAUGCUUCUUUGCAAGAUCCCCAAUGUGAUGCAGAGACUGACGGCGAGGAGGUCCUUUGGCAAGAUGCACCAGUUGCAGGGCAGCCGCCAGAGACUGCACUUGCUGCGGAAUCCGAGGAUGCUGCGCGAGCCCGCCGCGUUCAAGCUCAGCAAGAGCGAAGGUCCGCGUUGCGCUGGGAUUACACGGGUGGAUACCGACCUGCAGAUGCAAAGCGUGAGACAAACGAGGAGGCGACGCUGCGACUCAUAAACUCUCGCUGCAAAGGGCGACUCGGGAGCCCACUCGGCUGCACUAGGGUCACACCUAGGGUCCCCCAAACACGCCGCAAGUCCGUGAAUGCAUGCUGGUGGCAAACUUAUGUUAGGUGGCGAGGCGACAUUCGCGGCAAGUGCAGGCGAAUACCAUGA